AGUUAUAAACAUUAUAUUAUGUUAGCUAACGUUAGCAAAUCUGGAUUGAAUUGGCUAGUUUACGUUAGCUAGCUAGUGGUUUCUCACCUGGCUGGAAAACUGAUCGGUAGCUAACUAGUUUGUCAGUCAAGGGAUGUGAUAUACCUUGCCAGAAGAUACCGACCCAACCGUUACGCUUGUUUAAGACUUGAACUGCAUUGAGGUCGGAACGCAAUCACUAUCGCACGGCAAGCGGUACCAUAGCGCCAAGUCUAGGACCAAAUGGCUCCAUAACAGCUUUACACUCUCUUCCAUUUGUUUUGUACACUGCUACUACUUGCUGUUAUCUAUGCAUAGUUAUUUCACCCCUACCUACAUGUACAAAUUACCUCAACUAACCUGUACCCCCGCACACUGACUCGGUACCGGUAUCCCCUGUAUGUAGCCUUGUUAUAAUUACGUUUUUAAAUUAUUUUUUACUUUAGUUUAUUUGGUAAAUAUUUCUUAACUCUUCUUGAACUGCACUGUUGGUUAAGGGCUUGUAAGUAAGAAUUUCACGGAGUGAACAAAGAGGGACACUUUCGGACAGCUUUUAAGUCGGGCUCCUGGUCCAACAGCAGUGAAAGAAAGGUGAAAAUGAGGGCCAAAUAUGGCUGUCAGAUCCGAGGAGAGGCUCCUCUGAGAUGGGGCAAUAAAAAGCGAGGCCAGCCUCUUUCCCUGUCCUCUGUCUCUGAGUCCUCCAUGGGUAGAGGGCAGCUCCAGUUCGCACCUGAAGCCACAGUCCCAUCCCCCAGCCCUGCCACUCGGCAGCAUCUCCUCACCACCUCGCAGGCACUCUCUGAGGUGACCCAGGCUAAGAGCAGGGCCUCUCUGAAGGACCUCUGUCCCGAGGAUAAACGGCGCAUCGCCAACCUCAUCCAGGAGCUGGCCAGAGUGAGUGAGGAGAAGGAGGAGUCGGUACAGAGGUUGAAGGAUGAACAGGAGACCUUUGAGUGCAAGAUUCUACAGCUGGAGCAGCAGAACCAGCUCAUUGUACAGGAGAGAGAGAGCCUACAGCAGCAGUACCGGGAGUGCCAGGAGCUGCUGGGGCUCUACCAGCAGUACCUCUCUCAACAGCAGGAGAAACUCAACCAGUCUAUCACCCAGCUCAGCCACUCCUGCAGCUCCCACUCUAACUCCCACAGAAAGGCCCCCAGCAGUGAGGUAGGCUCCACCAAGCCUAGCAGGGCAGAGAUAGCCACAGCCUGGGAUGGCUCCUACCUGGGCCUGCCCACUCCUGGAGGAACAGGGACAAACGGAGGGGGAAGAGAGAGUGGCAGAGGAAGAGUCCCGUACCUCAGUCCUGCCUCUCUCUCAGACGACCUCCACUUAGCCACCUCCCCUCCCUCCUCAUCCUCUAGCAACCAAUCCCAGGGACCAAUCAAAUGCCAGGGUUGCCGAGGAGUAGGGGCCCGUAGCAGACGGGAGCAUCUGGUCAAUGGGGGGUUUCCCCAUAGAGGGGCCACAGAAGACCUUCGACUGGGCAACACCAGCCCACGGCUCCACAGCGGCUCUGGUGAACCAUCCGAAGACAGCAGACGUCUACCUAGACCCCGGAAGUUACUACUCGAAGGGGACCCAGCGUGGCAGGGAGCAGGGUCAGAGAGGGACCUGACUGCGCCCCUCCUGGACUGGGAGGAGAGGAAGCACCAGCUGCUCCUGCAGAAGCUGCAGCUGGAGGUGGAGAGGGAGCGGCUGCAGGCGCGGCUGGCGCAGCAGGAGGAGAGGCUGAUCAGACAGAACCAGCAGCUCCUCCACACGCGCCUCGAUUACAGCAGGUUCCAGCAAGCCACUGCAGCUGAACUCGGCCAUUCCAUGUCCAGAAACGGGACUGAUCCUUUACCCAAUGAACAUGUGUUACUCAGUGAAAUGAGAGGGUGUGACGAUGCAGAGGACUUGGGUGAAACAGCAGAACAAGAAGCUCCUCCACUCAAAGAACAUACUGCACACAUCCCCCUGCAAAACUCCAUACAUUUAUCUGAGCCCUGUCAUAACAAUUCCAGGAGGGAUAUGGCCACCUCUCUUGUGGUGUCCCAGAGCAGACUCAAAGCCACCCCAGCACCAGUGAUGCCUCCCACGCUACGUAGGACUCACGAUGCAAGGUUGGACUCCUCCUUGAUUGAGUUGUUGGAGGUCUUCAGUCCCAUCUCUGUGCCCAAGCGAGGCAACCCUCCCCGACGCCCGCCCGCCCCCAGUGCCCCCAAACCAGCCCACCAAGCUCUGCUCUCCCGUCCUGGCCCCUACCGGACCACCCAGCAGGACCUGGAGGAGAGCCAGAUACUGGAAGAAAUCUUCUUCAUUUGCUGAGGGGGUGGGGGAUCCGGGGGUAGGUACCCUGAGAAAAAUAUGAACAUUUAAAUCAUUCUUAAUCAUUUACUUGAUAUUUACAGUUGGCUCUAAAAUCAAGAUCAGUGCCUUCUGUUUGCCUUACAGUUGGAAGUUCCAAAACAAUCAUGAUUUUGUUCAUUAUACUAUUGUGUGUUUGUAAUGCAAUACCUUUUUUAUAUUGAAUAUAAAUAGUCUGUAAUUUAUUUAAUAUCUUUGUGUAGUGGUCCCCACAUGUAGAGACAUGGUCACCCACAAAGUAGCUAAAUGCGCUAUAAUUGUACUGAUAUAUGGAUUUCUUAUAACUUCAACAUAAAUGGUCAAAUGUUUGUAAAACUUUUGUGUGUUCCACUGACCACCUUGGUCACAUUAUCUCAGAGAUAGACACAUUAGGAAACUGAAGUAUUACUAGAACUGGGUAAUAUUCAUUAGGGCAAACUGUAGCAAAACAUUUUAAUUUUUUUAAAGUCUUACAUUUGGUGCCUAAUGAAUAUGACGCUGUUCAAGGCACUUUUAGAAUAUGCAGUAAGUUUGAGUCAAGACAGGUGUAUUCUAGACUGUGCUUUAUUAUUGAGCUAAGCUGAGACGCAUCAUUCAUUAAAAUUACAAAAGAGUCCAGGGACCAGAGAAGAGGGCCGGAGCCUAAAGCGCAUUAAUCAAUGAGAAGCCUACCUCAUCAGACAUGGCAAAGCUCAACACGUAACAUUCAAUUCCCCAUCCCCUUCAUGUGCUGAAAUUGUCUUCAGAAUACUUUUGAAUCCAUUGAAGAAGUUAAUGUUAUUCUCCUAAGAACACUAGCUUGUAGGAAUAAACACUUAAUAACAGCAUUGAAGGUAGAAUAAAUGAUCAGAAAUUUGGUAACAAUAUUUGAUGAAAUAGUGCAGUUUUUGAUGGGUGUUUUACCCUGGAUAGAACUGAACACUUGCACAACACCAGAGCUCUAUAAGACAUUAAAAAAAUAUAUAACAUGAUUAAUACAGAACUCCUAACACCUCAAAAUAAGGGACACAUUGUACGUGGGAUUUAUAAUUAUUUUAAUUGUAUUUUUUAUUCCAUCCUUAUUUUACCAGGUAUUAUAAUUACUAAUUGGCACUAAUCAGCUAAUUACGGUUUCAAAUAAGCAGCAACGAGAGGCAAUUCCUCUGUCAUGGAUAGACAUCCAAUUUUAGCAACCUUAGUUUACUACUUGUCCUUAUAGGCUAUGUAAUAGCCUAAUGUUUAUCCCAUAUUUUGAAGUGUUACAAGAGCUUAGACAACAGAGCAGUGUUGAAACGGAAUGAUAAAACAGCAAAGGUCCAUUCAAAUUGUUCAACACAUUCACAGCUAACAAGGUUUUGAUGUUUUUCUGGAAAGGUUUAAUUGUAUUUAUUUACAUUUUGAAACAGUAAAUUGUCAUGUUAUUGUCAUUGCAACCUAUAGGCUGCCACAUUUAGCUGAAUUCUCAAUUUGAAUGUGAACAUUUACAAAUAUACCGCAAUUUGAAUGGACUUAUAAGCAUUAAUCAUCUAGAAAGAUUGACCAGUUGAGAUACAUUUAAAUACAUUUGGGUAAUGUGUGGUAUGAUGAAGUAGAACAGUAGAGCUCUGAUAUUGAAUAAAACAGCAUCACAAAUGGAAAAAGAACAGCAGAAAAACCUCAGAUUACUUAACAAAACAAUUGUCAAAUAUGAGCAUAAUCUCUAUUUCUCAGUUUAUUGUUGGAGUCGUGAUCCUGUAGACAAUAACAGUAGUCAACAAUGUACCACAAUGUAGGCCUAUACGUGAAUAUAAAAAAACGAUUUGGUCACAUACCAACUCAUAAAAAAAAUAAUGCCAUGAAAUCAUGCAUAUCGUAUCGUUUGUAAACAGAAGUAAUAAAUACGUAAAUAAAUAAAUUAAAGACACCCCAAAAUACUUGUAUAAAAAGGUCAAUGCUCUAAUUGAGUUCUAUGCUCUCCCUGACUUUUCUGGUUAAAUGCCUAGGUCAGGUCCUACAGUUGUACCAUAUGCCUAUGGACUCUUUUUAAAAACCUGGUUUAAUUUCUUGUAGGUUUUCGUUCAUCUUUUUAAAGUAUUUAAAGUUGAAUUUUUAUUCAGUCCUUGUAGAUAGAAGUAAAAGUCCUAUAAAAUAUGCAAACCUAUGUACAGAGGAAAACAGAGCAACAAAAACAUUUACAGUAUAUUCAUCGGUUUAUGUAUAUAUUUAUAGAUAUUUAUAUUCAAACUUCUGUUUGUUUCUCAUUGUUUUUUAACCACUGUUCUCUCAAUUUAUAUGUAAACAGUUGCAGCUGAAAGUUAGAGCUUGUGAAAGAGGUGCUCAAUUCCAGUCAUUCCUCUGCCUUCAUUCGCUCGAUUAGAAAACAUUGGGAUAGGUCUAAGAAACGCACUAAUAGCUCUAUAGCCUACUUGAAAGGCAAAGGGAGUUUCCAUGAUAUUGCUGACACCUAUCCAGUACUCUCAGGUCUUGGAAUUCGGUUGAAACUAAGCAGAGAGAGGGGAGCAAGCAGGGAAAUAAGACAAAACAGAACAAAAUGGUGAGUAAGGGAUGAAUUUCAAGGGGAAAGUGUACAUGAAAGGAGGGAGAGAGUGAGCUGAGUAAAAGCUGGUAUUGAAGUGACUUAGGAUUCAAAUCCUAACUUGAGAUACUCAUAAAACUUUGAAUUUCAAGUAAAUCAUAAAUUGAUUGAUGCCAAUGGGAACAUCUCAAGAGCUCAAGAUAGGGUUGACCGUUGAUAAAUAAUGAAGAGAGGUGUUUUGGAAACACUGGACUUGACAAACCCAGAGAAAUAUGGAUGUGUCAAGGAGAGUUUUAGGCCUGUUUGCAUCGGGGGGGGACAGGGUGAGAUGGACCUUGUUGCAGGGAUGUAGUAGAGGCUAGUUGCAGGUAAAAACAGUUUUGAUAUGAUGUUUAGCAGUUAUGCACCUAGUGCGCUGAAUUAACACUGUUAGUAUUGGCGUUGGGAUCUGCCUGGCAGUCUCGACCGGCAUUCAGUGUUUACCCACCUUUUAUUUACCACUACAUCCUUGUCUUAGGAAAGGUUAGACGCAGGCACUGGAAUGGUGUGGCGAGAAACAGUUACAGAGCUCCAUACAACAAUGGCUGAAUUGGUGCUGGCUGUUUACAUUAAAAAAACACUUCCUGGUUUCUUUGUGUACAGUAGAAAAAACACUUCUCUAGGUCUGCAGUUUGUUUUAACAUCAUGAAACUUCACCAAUAAGUUAUAACCAUACAAUUCACAAUGACAGGCAUUUUAACCUCUGUUAUCAUCAAUUUAAUUUAGACCAAACCUAAUGGAACACAACCUCAAGGUUUCUUAUACUUGCACAGCAUUUCCAAGCACUCCCUUUAGUUAGUACGUGUUCUCGCGGAGAGUACAUAAUGCCCACUUUGAUAGAAAGUGUAAUGACAAAUAAACAUCACAAUUAGUCUGUGAUUGUCCGAGUACUUAAUGCUAGUCCAAGUAGUUCAUGGUACUUUAUGGAUGUUUGAGAGGACAUUGAUGGUCUUAACAUCUGAACGAUUUGUUAGCUUUGACAUGCCUUACUGCUAAAGCUCUCUAUGGAAAUGUGAAAUGACAUGACUGAUGCGACUUGCAGUAUUGACAUCAUCGUAGUGCGUUGGCUGCUUACAGUAGUGUUAUGAGUAGGGUUGCAAAAUUCCUGGAACGUUCACUAAAUUUCCUGGUUUUCCAGAAAUCCUGUUCGGAGGAUUCUGGAUGUCCUGCUUAUUCCCUCCUUAUUCCAGGAGUCCUCCAACCGCGAUUUCUGGAAACCUAGGGCACAGUGCUUGAGAGCACAGUGCUUGAUGGCAGAUUCUGCAGGUGACAAGGCACACCUGUGGUGACAGCCCAUACGCUAUAUGCACUUACUUACUGAAUGCAAUUAAGAGAGCGAAAAGGUCAUGGUAUUCAUUUAUUUUGGUUCAUGUUUCAAAGAGCACACUUAGUUUGUACAUGUUAAGUUUGUGUAGUGUACUGUGAAGUUAAAAAGAUAGGUUUGGAAUCGAGUCGAAGAUGUUUGUCCUUUACCUCUAAUAUUAAUUUAGCCUGAUUUCUCUUUGAGCCUGCUACUGAGAAGUGGCUUUUUUGCAUUUUCAAAUAGUAUGUUCACCUAAAUAUGUGAAUCUUCACAUCAAGUGGAGGCUGCUGAGGGGAGCACAGCUCAUAAUAAUGGUUGGAACGGAGGAAUGAAAUGGCAUGGAAACCAUGUGUUUGAUACCAUUCCACUGAUUCCGCUCCAGCCAUUACCACGAGCUCAUCCUCCCCAAUUAAGGUGCCACCAUCCUCCUGUGCUUCACACAUAUAUUUAGGAAUAUGUGUGUAUCAGCAUAUAUAGUUUAUCAGAGAGAGGAAUGACUGCAGUUUUGGGAGCUGCCAGAUUUGCGCCUCUUCCUAAGCAGAGCAGUGUUUCAAACUCCAGCUAAAAUCUACAAAAAAAUGACAGCUCAACAUAGUCAAUAGCCGUUCUAUAUACAGACACACAUACAUAAAAUAUGUGCAUAUAAAUACAUAUAUUAUUUUGAUUAAUAUCUUUAUCCAUAUAUACUGUAUAUAUGUGUAUAUAUAUAUAUGAAUACAUUAGCUUUAAUGUGUGUUAUACAUAUACAGUACCAGUCAAAAGUUUGGACACACCUGUAGUAACCAAAAAAGUGUUAAAAAGUGUCAAAAUAUAUUUUAGAUUUUAUAUUCUUCAAAGUAGCCACCCUUUUCCUUGAUGACAGCUUUGCACACUCUUGACCUCGCAACCGGGAGGUCCGUGGGGCGACGCACAAUUGGCAUAGCGUCGUCCGGGUUAGGGAGGGUUUGGCCGGUAGGGAUAUCCUUGUCUCCGUAUGUAAAAUGUAAUAAAAUGUAUGCACUCUACUGUAAGUCGCUCUGGAUAAGAGCGUCUGCUAAAUGACUAAAAAUGUUU
Messenger RNA from Salvelinus fontinalis (brook trout), 7232 nucleotides. Its product is annotated as protein hinderin-like. The transcript has 10 exons. Bases 616 to 2325 code for a protein of 569 amino acids. NCBI's taxonomy places the organism in Eukaryota, Metazoa, Chordata, Actinopteri, Salmoniformes, Salmonidae. The record is from RefSeq and is a predicted model, not a curated record.